UAUGCAUGAAUGGCGAAGUUUACUUACAAUGUCCACACAGACAGUCUAUUCUUAUAACGAAUAUAGUGUACGAAACCAAGUGGAAUAUUUUUAAAUGGAGGUCAUUUAAUCCGUUAGUUUGUAAAACAUGGACCAACACAUGGAAUGAUUGCAAAUACUCAAUUUCCUACCAACCCUUACAAGACCAGUGUAUAGGGGAAGAUACAUGUACAGUGAUGAUGAACUACAAUCCAUGCUCAUCAGUACCAUUGUUGUAUGCUACUAUAUAUUAUGAAUGUUCAGAAUCAAGAUAUGAAACAAUAGUUCCACUGAUAAAAUACUACUCCAAUGGUAUACCAACAUCUACAUCUACACAGAAAGCUAACAACUCACCAAAUCAUAAGCACAAGAAAAAAGAUGACGAUGACGACGACGAUGACGACGAUGACAAAAUCCACAACGAAAGCCAAAACAACAAAUCUUUGAAAAUUUGUCUAGGGACGGCUGUUGGAAUCACCUCGCUUAUAGCAAUUAUUGCUUUGCUUUGCAUUUUAAAAUCCAGGAGAAACAAACAUGAACAAAGACCAAACCCUAUGGCUCGCAGCAAUCAUUUGAAUCCUGAAUAUAAUAACGGUUUUGAAAACUCAACUGCAUACCAGAUUUCAGCUACAAAUCCAACAUACACAGGAUACAGCCAAACAAGGAUGGACAGAGUCGAUACUUCUAGAGAUAUCAAUUAUGCUUUGCCUUCAUAUGAAGAAGCAGUCAGUAACCCGUACGACGAGGUGAAUUAUAGAACUUCAAAGUAAACAAAACUGUAACACUAAUUGUAAUGAAGUGUCUAGAAACAACUGUUUUAAGGCUUUGCUUAUUUUUCUAUAUCAUGGAAUAUAUAACGAAAUUAAGACUUAUACUUAAUAAAAUGGUAGUUUUAUAUGGAUAGUUCUUUCAAAUCAUAUAAACUAAAUUAAUAAAGCGGAUAUAGUCACUGCUUCUACGUAAAAUAACUACCCAACCAUAGCAGCUGACGUCUUUGAUGCCGAACAUUAAUGUUGGUUAUUAGUGUUUGUUAAGAUGUUGUCUUGCUUUAUUUUUUUAUUUUUCAAUGUACACGUGUUUUUGUAUAAUUUUAUGACUUUCGUGUA
This is a messenger RNA of Mytilus trossulus (common blue mussel), 1124 nucleotides long. RefSeq lists its product as uncharacterized. NCBI's taxonomy places the organism in Eukaryota, Metazoa, Mollusca, Bivalvia, Mytilida, Mytilidae. Bases 6 to 788 code for a protein of 260 amino acids. The record is from RefSeq and is a predicted model, not a curated record. The transcript is spliced from 5 exons.